Prunus armeniaca (apricot) is the source of this 1179-nucleotide messenger RNA. NCBI's taxonomy places the organism in Eukaryota, Viridiplantae, Streptophyta, Magnoliopsida, Rosales, Rosaceae. The record is from the annotation of a GenBank genome assembly.
AUGGCGACCCUUCCCUCCUUCGUCUCCUUCUCUUCUUCUCUUCCUCUACUUCCUCUGCGCCCUCCUCCUCUUUCUCCUCUUAUCUUCUCCACCUCUAACCUCAACCCUAGAAGAUUCUCAGGCCUAGUUCUCGCUUCUUCCUCCGCUUCUCCUUUUGACGAUCUCAGCUCCAGAAGCAGCUCGCGCCCAAUUCAAUCCUCCAAAUCCAAGAAAUCAGUUCUCUCGGAUUUGAUACAAGAGAUAGAACCCUUGAACGUGAGCCUUAUUCAGAAAGAUGUUCCACCUACUACCGUGGAUGCCAUGAAAAGGACAAUUUCGGGCAUGUUGGGAUUACUUCCAUCUGAUCAAUUUCAAGUUCUUAUUGAGGCCUUAUGGGAACCUCUAUCUAAGUUGUUGGUUUCUUCAAUGAUGACUGGGUAUACCUUAAGGAAUGCUGAAUAUAGGCUUUGCCUAGAACGGAAUUUUGAUAUGUGUGACAAAAAACUUGAAAAACAAACACCAGAAAAUUCUGAGGUUGAUUUGCAAGGGAUGUUGCUUGAAAGUGCAAACAUAAUCAAAUUUCCUUCAAAAGAUGAGUUUUCAUCCAAAGAUGGAGAGGUUACUGAAGACUCAUUGGAGAAUAUUGAUAUUCAAGGUCUUGGUGAAGUGUCUCCUGAGGCUCUACAAUACAUUCUUCAUGUGCAGGCUCAUUUAUCUUCUGUCAAAAAGGAACUCCAUGAUGUCAAGAGAAAAAGUGCUGCUCUUCAAAUGCAACAGUUUGUUGGAGAAGAAAAGAAUGAUUUGCUGGACUAUUUGAGAUCACUACAGCCAGAAAAGGUAGCUGAGUUAUCAGAACCAACAUCACCUGAACUGAAAGAAAUAAUCCACUCUGUUAUCCACGGUCUACUUGCAACCCUUUCACCGAAGAUGCAUUCUAAGGCACCUCCUUUAUCUGAUAAUGCCUCAACUGGAGUAUUAAAUGUUGGGAGUGAAGAUUGUGCUGAGCUUGUUGAGAACACUUCACUUCAGUUUCAGCCACUUAUUUCAUUAACGCGGGACUACCUAGCACGUCUCCUCUUCUGGUGCAUGCUUCUAGGACACUACCUCAAAGGUCUUGAGUAUCGGAUGGAGCUGACAGAACUUUUGUCCCUGACUAACGAUGCUGAAAGUGAUACCCUUGAUGGCAACCAAAUUGCAUAA